AUGAAACCGCCGGCCUCUCAAACUCUUGCCCCGGCUAAAUCCGGUGGCGUUAAAGGGAGUAAGGGGCCGACUCAGUCGGGAGCGGAAACGGCUACUCCUCCCAAACUUAAGUUGGGGAAGCCGCCCCGCUCAGCGGCGGUUCUCUCUGCCCCAGAAGGGGCAGCUACGGGUUUUCUGGGAAAUGUUCUCCAAUAUGUCCGAAGCAAAGUGGCCAUAGAGCCCUUCGGUAUUACGGACCUCCGCGCAAGGAGAGCUCUCACCGGGGUCUUAAUUCUCGAGGUUCCCAAUGCAGACAGCGAGACCAGGGCAGAGAAGCUCUAUGAAGCUAUGCUGCCCCUGGUCACGGAAAAAGGAGCAAGACUCGCGAGGCCUAUCAAAACCGUAGACAUACGGGUCCGCGGUCUCGACGAGUUAAUCUCCCCUAAUGAGGUGAGGGAUGCGGUGGCAUCCAUCGGGGGCUGUCGACCGACCGACGUAAAGGUCGGCCAAGCACAUGCCUCCCCCGGUGAACUGUCCACAAUGUAG
Pseudomyrmex gracilis is the source of this 525-nucleotide messenger RNA. RefSeq lists its product as uncharacterized. The coding region runs from base 1 to 525 and encodes 174 amino acids. The record is from RefSeq and is a predicted model, not a curated record. The transcript has a single exon. NCBI's taxonomy places the organism in Eukaryota, Metazoa, Arthropoda, Insecta, Hymenoptera, Formicidae.